Dictyostelium purpureum is the source of this 378-nucleotide messenger RNA. RefSeq lists its product as uncharacterized. NCBI's taxonomy places the organism in Eukaryota, Evosea, Eumycetozoa, Dictyosteliales, Dictyosteliaceae. The transcript has 5 exons. The record is from RefSeq and is a predicted model, not a curated record. The coding region runs from base 1 to 378 and encodes 125 amino acids.
AUGGUAAUCGUCACAGUGCGUGAUGAACUUGUUCAUCUUGUUGGUGAGAUGCUUGACAAGAGUAUGUCUUCAAUAGUAUUGAAAUUAUUAUGGGGAAAAUCCUUAGUUUUCAUUUCUUUCCAAUCGUUGGAUAAAUCUAUUAUGAUUGGUUUUACGUUUGAAGAUGGUGUAAGAUUUUAUAUGAUGUUAACACUUGUCGGUUUUGCUAUAGAAAACUUUAUAAGUGGUUCAAGUGGUGGUUCAAGUAGUGAUUCAAGUGGUGAUUCAAGUAGUGGCUCAAGUAGUGUUUCAAGUAGUGAAUCAAAUGUUGUAACAGAUGAUGGAAGUGAGAAUGGUACAUCUUGUGGUGAUGCAAUGUUAAAAUCAAACACGAAUUGA